CUCCCAAAGUCGGCAUCUCUCGCCUCCACUCUCUAAGCCACGUGGUGCCUUGCUCCAGCGACCAAAGCCAAAGAAGAAGAUGAAGCUCCACGUGGCUGCCCUGGCGACUCUCGCCGUCGUCUGCAUCCUGGCUGCAGGGUCCGAGGCCGCGCCCAAGGCGAUGUCCGACCCGGCCGUGGUCAAGGCCCAGCUCUUCCCCGACGCCUUCUGGGAGAGCUUCAAGAAUGUGUCCAUGGAGUUCAAGAAGAUGGUGCACGGCCUGCAGACCUCCAACAUCGGGGAGCACGCCAAGAGCCUGUACACCGACACGGUGGCCGUGCUGACCCCGUACCUCCAGAAGAUCCGCGAGAACGUCACCAAGAUGUACCAGGUGUACGUGGAGUCCAAGCAGCACUAGACUCCUCACUCGCGCACACACACAGGGGGGCACACCACACGCACAGCGGCACCACACAGACGGGGUAAACUGGGCACCGAACAUAGAGGCCUCGCGGCUGAUCGUGAAGACAGGGACAUGUGACGUGCCCUGCGGCAGCUCUCCCUACGCGGCCCCCACCCACCUGUGGAUGGGCACAGAACCAGCAGGGAUGAUGAUAAAGAUGAUAAAGACACACAGACACACACACAGCCCCGCAGACUCGCCACACGCGGAGAGACCCACAGACUCCCAGACACCCACAGACACCUCCCACAGACACCACCCACAGACUCCCACAGACACCACCCACAGACACCACCCACAGACUCCCACAGACACCCAGAGACUCCCACAAACACCACCCACAGAUUCCCACAAACACCCACAGACACCACCCACAGACUCCCACAAACACCACCCACAGGCUCGCCACACGCGGCGGAGAGACCCACAGGUUCGGGCCGCAAGACGCCGGGCCGUAUCCGUGGCGCUUUGCUUCCAUACAAGUCUCACGGCGAUCUCAAAUCGACCACCACCCACGCUGCAUCUCCACUUUCCACCGUCCCGAAGCACCCCAGCGGCAGCUGUCCCUACGCAGCCGCCGGCUGCGGUCGGGGGCCUAUCUCUCUUCUCUACCGCACUCGGAGCAGCGGCGGCGACGAUCGCCGUCCCACGCUGCACGCCCACGAAUUGUUGGGGGGGGGGGAGGAGGAGGUGACUCGUUUGGUUUUAUUCAGAAGGUGGGAAUGUCGUGAAUGUUAAUUGAAAAUGAUACGACCCAAAUAAACGCGUUGUGUGACGA
Messenger RNA from Petromyzon marinus (sea lamprey), 1220 nucleotides. Its product is annotated as Blood plasma apolipoprotein LAL1. NCBI's taxonomy places the organism in Eukaryota, Metazoa, Chordata, Hyperoartia, Petromyzontiformes, Petromyzontidae. The record is from RefSeq and is a predicted model, not a curated record.